AUGACUAGGAAAAGACCAUUGAUUACCGACUACUUCUCAAAAGUUGGGGCAUCUCCCAAGAAGGUGAAAGGGUUUGAUGAUACAGUCCAAAGUGAAGAAAUACCGAAAACGACAGUUCAAACCAAAACAUUACCUUCCACUACCAAUGAAAUCCCCUCGUUUGAUAAAGAGGAAUGGAUAAACAGUCUAAGUCCAGAACAGAAAGAGCUACUCCAAUUAGAAAUUGAUACACUACACAUUUCAUGGUUGUCUAUGCUAUACAAAGAACUAACCAAGCCCUAUUUCCUAAACUUGAAAAAGUUUCUUUUAUCCCAACAGAAAUCAAAGACGAUUUUUCCCAAACCUCAAGAUAUCUACUCCUGGUCCAAUUUAACCCCAUUACCCAAUGUGAAAUGUCUCAUACUAGGCCAAGACCCAUACCACAACCACAACCAAGCGCAUGGGUUGGCGUUUUCAGUGUUGGAACCUACACGACCACCGCCGUCGUUGGUCAACAUCUACAAGACCUUGACCAUAGACUUCCCCGAUACUUUCAAAAUACCCGACUACCAGCAGUUGUUGAAACAGGGUAAACCCGGUGGUGGCAACCUAAGUAAAUGGGCCACCGACGGUGGGGUAUUGAUGCUCAAUGCAGUUUUGACUGUUGAAGCUCACAAGGCCAAUAGUCAUGCCAAUAAAGGAUGGGAACAGUUUACUGAACAAGUGAUUAGAGUAGCGUUGGAGUAUCAUGAGAAGCAUAACAGUGGGUUUGUAAUAAUGGCAUGGGGAUCACCAGCGCAAAAGAGAUUGAAACCGUUUGAAAAGAUAUUGAGUAGCGGCAAGAGUGAUAGUAGCCAAGAAGGUUAUGAUGAAGAGGGCAAGUUUUUGGUGUUGAGGACUGUGCACCCAUCUCCCUUAUCUGCCCAUAGAGGUUUUUUCAAUCUGCAAGUGUUUAAGAAGUGCAACGAUUGGUUAGAGAAGCAUGGUAGAGAUGUGAUUGACUGGAGUGUAAGAUGA
Molecule: messenger RNA, 996 nt
Organism: Lodderomyces theae
Lineage: Eukaryota; Fungi; Ascomycota; Pichiomycetes; Serinales; Debaryomycetaceae
Product: uracil-DNA glycosylase
Exons: 1
Coding region: 1-996 (331 amino acids)
Biological process (GO): base-excision repair; base-excision repair, AP site formation via deaminated base removal
Cellular component (GO): mitochondrion; nucleus
Molecular function (GO): uracil DNA N-glycosylase activity
Source: RefSeq, a predicted model, not a curated record